AUGUGUCUCUUCGAGGCGAAUUGUUUCUCGGCUGUCACUUCGUUUUCUUUCGUCUCCACUUCCCCCCCCCCCCCUCCCCCGUCACUUGUAAUCGUGCAACUCGCGAAUUUUUCCUCUGAUUCUCCUCAAGGAUUUGCGCAUGCAGCGGCGGCCUCGAGGGUCGCAGAGAGCUCGACGAGAAGCGAGGAGCCCAAAGCGAAGGAAGGCGACAUUCUCGCUCUCGUCAAAAAACUGCGAGCGCGUACCGGCGGGGUCAGCAUUGGAGAGUGCCGCAAAGCUCUCGAAGAAUCCAAUAUGGAUCUAGAAGAAGCAGCGGUGAAUCUCCGAAAGCGAGGCAUUGCUCGUGCCUCCAGGAGAGCCGACCGGGUGGCAGCUGAGGGCGUGAUCGCGGCUGUGUGUCUCCCGGCGGCUCGGCAGUCAGGCGCGGCCUCUGGAGAGACGGAGGGACAGGCGUCCAACAGCGGAGGAGGGAAGACGGUCUGUCUCCUCGAACUGAACUCGGAGACAGACUUCGUCGCGAAGAACGCGCGCUUUGUUGCCCUUGCCCGAGCCGCCGCCACUGCGGCGGUGCAGGCCGCCGAAGAGGCAAGGAGACAGGAGACAGGCGAGGCCCUGUCGAGCGAGCAGGGGGAGCGUAUCUCGCGUGCAGCCUUGAUCGAAGCCGCGCAGGCGUCUCUGGUGGAUCCGCAGGAGUUCCGAGAGGCAGGCCUCGACGGCUUGUUCCAACCAGAGACGAGAAGAUCUAUUCCUGCGGUACCUCCGCCCGGAGGCGAGAGCGAGGCCGGCGGGUCGAGCACUCUGGGCGACAUGAUGGCUUUGCUGUCUCAGCAGUUUGGAGAGAAACUCCAGAUUUCCAGCAUUGAACAUGUUUCACUUCCCCUCUCUCCCUCGCCUGCCUCCGUUCACCAGGCUGUGGGGUGGUACGUACACGGGCAAGUCGCCGAAGGUGUGGGGCGCGCGGCGGCCACAGUCGUUCUGGAGUGGAGGGAGAAGGGAGACCUCGGAGACAGCUCGCCAGCCGGUCGGGAGGAACCAGGUCCCGACACAGGCCGAAGACUCGAGAUCCUUGCCAAGCUUCUCGCCAUGCAGGCCGUGGCAACCCGCCCACGGUUCUUGAAGCUGUCCGACAUCACGCCAACCGAAAUGGAGACAGAGAGACAGAUCUUGCGGGCCUCCGUCGCUCAGCAGUUCCCCUCCAGUCCUGACAAGGUCGACAAGGUCGUCGAAAGUCGUUUGAAGGCGCAGCUCCGCGAGCAAACAUUCGUCGAGCAAGAUUUCCUUCUGGCUUCCCAGAUGGCUACAGUGCUCGCCGACGGCCCAAGGGACAACGUGAGUUCUGAAGGAGACAGCGCCGGUGGAGCCCAAAAGGAGAACAAGUGUGAACGUGAAGUAGUGACGGUUAAGGAAGCGCUCAGACGGGUGGCACAGGCGCUGCAGUGUGGCGACAUUGAUGUCAGAGACUUGCGGCUGCUGGGUAUUGGCAGCUAACUGCAGUCAUUUUAUUUAGACGCGUCGUCACCUUUCCGCUCAACAAAUCAGGUGUCUAGGUUCCCGGUUUCUCGAAGAAUGCAGACAGGAGAUUUCAUGUCUCAUAGCAUAAGAGCGGUUUGCCUUAUUUGUGUCUUCACUGAGUCGAGAAUCAAGGGGAACAAGGCGAGACACGGCAGGGGACCUCCGGCUCCUCUUCUCAGUUUGCCGUUUCACGCCCUUCUCGUACUCGAGAGCUCAGGUAGAACAGCCGUCACAUUGAUGAGAGUCGGAGACUUUCAGAACGCAAAAAAUCUGUAGACAGACCGGGAACCGUUCCGGGACCCCUCGCUGUUUCUCACUCAGGCACGCUUAGAAAAUGCCCGAAAGCCGCUGGUUGCCUCCCUCACACUUCGCCUUGCUCGAAGCUUACGCAGGCGCCUCUCACACUCUUCUAGACGUCUGACUGUAGGCAGGGUUCGAUACGAAAAUGUUUCUGUGCG
This is a messenger RNA of Toxoplasma gondii ME49, 1970 nucleotides long. RefSeq names its product elongation factor TS protein. The coding region runs from base 1 to 1488 and encodes 495 amino acids. Gene Ontology annotation, cellular component: mitochondrial matrix. Gene Ontology annotation, molecular function: translation elongation factor activity; protein binding. The transcript is spliced from 3 exons. The record is from RefSeq and is a predicted model, not a curated record. NCBI's taxonomy places the organism in Eukaryota, Apicomplexa, Conoidasida, Eucoccidiorida, Sarcocystidae. Gene Ontology annotation, biological process: mitochondrial translational elongation.